This is a messenger RNA of Periophthalmus magnuspinnatus, 2127 nucleotides long. RefSeq names its product E3 ubiquitin/ISG15 ligase TRIM25-like. Gene Ontology annotation, molecular function: protein binding; zinc ion binding. The record is from RefSeq and is a predicted model, not a curated record. The transcript is spliced from 2 exons. The coding region runs from base 227 to 1660 and encodes 477 amino acids. Lineage: Eukaryota; Metazoa; Chordata; Actinopteri; Gobiiformes; Gobiidae.
UAAAACAGGGUAAAGAGUUAAGUCUAAACCAGGACUUAGAUCUAAUGCCCAACUGGACUAAACCAGGACUAAAACUGACUGUAAACUGCUCACACAGUCUGAUAAAACAUGUGUCUGUGCCUUUAAGAGGCGUCGCUUCCUGCUUCCUCCACACAGAGCUGUGGGUGCUGCUCUCACUCUAAAGUUUCGUUUCUGUCCAAGUCAAACUGUUUCUGAUCCAGCAGAGAUGGCGCAGAAAGCACUCGACCAAGAAGCCUUUUCCUGCUCCGUGUGUUUGGAUCUACUGAAGGAUCCUGUGACUAUUCCCUGUGGACACAGCUACUGCAGGAACUGUGUCCAACAGCACUGGGACCAAGAGGACGAGAAGCAGCUCUACAGCUGUCCUGAAUGUCACCUCAGCUUCAGCCCCAGGCCUGACCUGGUGAAAAACAUCAUGUUAGCAGGUUUAGUAGAGCAGAUGAAGAAGACAGCGCCCCCUGCUGCCCUCUGCUAUACUGGACCUGAGGAUGUGUCCUGUGAUGUGUGCACUGGGAAGAAGCUGAGAGCUGUCCAGUCCUGUCUGCAGUGUGUGGCCUCUUACUGUGAGCGCCACCUACAGCCUCAUUAUGCAGCUGCAUCUUUAAAGAAACACCAGCGGGUGGCGCCGUCUCACAGGCUCCAGGAAAACAUCUGCUCUGAACACCACAGACUGAUGGAUCUAUUCUGCCGCAGUGACCAGCAGCUGCUCUGCUCCCUGUGUGUGGACCAACAUAAGGGUCAUGACAUAGUGACCUCUGCCUCAGAGAGGGCUCAGAGGCAGGCAGAGCUGCCAGCCAGGAGGACCCUGCUGCUCCAGAGACUGGACCAACUGCAGCAGGACGUGAGGGGGCUGAAGAGAAGCCUCUCUGAACUGGAUGCUCUGGAGCUCACGCAGGAUGAUAACCAGUUUAUACAACGCUACGCUUCACUGUCCCCACACACACAGAGCACAGAGCCAGUUCACACAGGGUACAAGGGAUACUUUACAACAGUGACCAGAGCUGUGUCCAACCUCAGGGACACACUACAGCUCGUUCUGAAUCCAGUCCAGGUUUUACUGCCACCAGCUGAACCCAGCUCCAGAGAGGACUUCUUAUAUUAUUCUACAGAAAUCACUCUGGACCCAAACACAAUUUACACCAAAGUGUGUCUGUCUGAUGGAAACAGAAGAGUGAAAUUUAUGAGAAAAAACAUGAGUUAUCCAGAUCAUCCAGACAGAUUCACUGUGUGUCAGGUCCUGAGCAGAGAGAGUCUGACGGGUCGCUGUUACUGGGAGGUGGAGUGGAGCUGGAGGAAUGCUCGUGUAGCAGUUUCAUACAGAGACAUUCAGAGGAGAGGAGACUGUAAUGCAUGUAGAUUUGGACACAAUGAUAAAUCCUGGGCCUUAGAGUGUAAACUUAACAGUUAUUCAUUUUGGUUUAACUCAGUCCAUUCCCAGGUCUCAGGUCCAGCCGCAGGUCCUGUCCGGCCCAGAAUCGGGGUUUACUUGGACCACAGUGCAGGGGUUUUGGCGUUUUACAGCGUCUCUGAAAGUACCAUGAGCCUCCUCCACAGAGUCCAGACCAGGUUCACUCAGCCUCUCUACGCUGGGCUCGGGUUUGGUGCUGCUGGAGACACUGCACAUUUCCCUAAACUCAAAUAGCAGCUUUGUUCUCCACAGCUGGGAUCAUAUCUGUGCCUUUUAUUUAAACAAACUAGUUACAUCUUUAAAAGACUCUUUUAUUUGGACUGUCCAAAAAAGACCACACUUUGAAAACACUGUUAUUUUAUUCUAUUCAAAGACUUUAUUAUGUAUUGUUUAUAACUAACUCAAUCUGAACUUUCUUUCUCUUCAAAUGUUAUUCCUCACAUAAUGUAAAUGUAUUAAACUCUUUGCUGUACCUUCAUUUAAUUGUGUUUUUCAGACUGAUCAGAUUGUGGUUGUGCUGGUCUGUCAGGCUCUCAUUAAACUGACAGGAGUGAAUGCUCUGACCGCACCUGUCCUCACGUGUCUGUUACACCUGACAUGGCAGAGGCCGCACUAUUUCCUUGUUGCAGUUUUCUUGAAGACUUGAGUAAUUUCAAAAGAACAAUAUGUGUAAUUAGUCAAAUUAAAAAUGUACUUGUGAU